UUGUGUAAAUAGUCUCUGACUACUUAGAGGCUUAAAUCUUGAUAAAUGGGUUACUACGCUGAAAGCUGAUGGUGCUGAAAAUGGAUGUACAAACUGUUGGCUAAUUUCACUCCAUAGGAUCUUUGGAACUUGUUUCUCUGUUUCUUCCUUUUUUUACUUCAACUGCAGCAUAAAGAGGAAGAUCAUGCCCGAGCCAGUUACUUUGUGCAGUAUUAAGAAAAUCGGAGAAGACAACUAUGGCUUUGAGCCGGAAGAAUCACCAGAUAACGGCAUCUGCAAACCAGAGUAUUUCCAUACUAAAAAGGAAACUUCUUCAAAGAACAAUACAAAGGGGAAGAAGACAUCAGAGAAGAAUGAGAUUCGAGUUGGCUUCUUUGAGUUGUUUAGAUUUGCUUCUUCAUCUGAGAAACUGAUGAUGGUUUUUGGUGGCAUCUGUGCUGCUGUUCAUGGAGCUGCCCAACCAGCCAUGUUGAUUGUUUUUGGGGUAAUGACAGACACAUUUAUUCAAUAUGAUAUCGAGAAGCAAGAGCUUAGUGACCCGAACAAAGGAUGUGUGAAUAACACUAUAGUAUGGCUCAACAGUUCCCAUCACCAAAAUGACAAUAAUACACCAGUGAGUUGUGGGUUGCUGGACAUUGAAACGGAAAUGAGUUAUUUUGCAAGUUACUAUGGGGGAAUAGGCUGCGCAGUGCUUGUGCUGGCAUACUUCCAGAUCAGCUUAUGGGUAAUCGCAGCCGCUCGACAGACACAGAAAAUCAGAAAAGCCUAUUUCAGGAAAAUAAUGAGGAUGGAUAUAGGCUGGUUUGAUUGUACAUCAGUGGGAGAACUCAGUACACGUAUUUCUGAUGACGUAAAUAAAAUAAAUGAUGCUAUUGCUGAUCAAGUAGCAGUCUUUAUCCAGCGGUUCACCACCUUUAUUUGUGGAUUCAUGUUAGGAUUUGUCAGAGGCUGGAAGCUGACCUUGGUUAUUAUCUCAGUCAGUCCACUAAUUGGGGUUGGAGCUGCCAUGAUUGGCCUGGCUGUGGCAAAGCUGACAGGUCGAGAAUUAAAAGCUUAUGCAAAAGCUGGCGCUGUGGCCGAUGAAGUGCUCUCAUCCAUCAGAACAGUGGCUGCUUUUGGAGGGGAAAGAAAAGAAGUUGAAAGGUAUGACAAAAACCUAGUGUUUGCCCAAAACUGGGGAAUCAGAAAGGGAAUAAUAAUGGGAUUUUUCACCGGUUACAUCUGGUGCAUCAUUUUCCUGUGUUAUGCACUAGCAUUUUGGUAUGGCUCAAAACUUGUUCUUGAAGAUGAGGAGUACUCACCUGGCACACUUAUACAGGUUUUUUUUGGAGUUCUGGUAGCUGCCUUAAGUCUUGGCCAAGCUUCUCCUUGCCUGGAAGCCUUCGCCACUGGGCGAGGAGCUGCAACAAAUAUCUUUGAGACGAUAAAUAAAAAACCUGUUAUUGACUGUAUGUCAGAAGAUGGCUACAAGCUGGAUAAAGUCCGUGGUGAAAUUGAAUUCCAUAAUGUGACUUUCUACUACCCAUCCAGGCCUGACGUAAAGAUUUUAGAAAAACUCAACAUGGUUAUUAAGGCAGGGGAAACAACAGCUUUUGUUGGACCCAGUGGAGCUGGGAAGAGCACCACAAUACAGCUCAUCCAGCGAUUUUAUGACCCUAGUGAAGGCAUGAUUACUCUAGAUGGACAUGAUAUUCGCUCACUUAAUAUUCAGUGGCUGCGUUCUUUGAUUGGCAUAGUUGAGCAGGAACCAGUCCUGUUUGCUACCACCAUUGCAGAGAACAUUCGCUAUGGUCGGGAAGAUGCCACUAUGGAAGACAUCAUCAGAGCAACCAAACAAGCCAAUGCCUACAACUUUAUCAUGGAUCUGCCUGGGCAAUUUGACACCCUAGUUGGAGAAGGUGGUGGUCAGAUGAGUGGAGGCCAGAAGCAGCGGAUUGCUAUUGCUCGAGCUUUGGUUCGAAACCCCAAAAUCCUGCUACUGGACAUGGCUACAUCGGCACUGGACAACAAAAGUGAAGCUACAGUGCAAGAGGCCCUUCAUAAGGCUCGCGUUGGGCGCACUGCCAUCUCCAUUGCUCACCGCUUGUCCUCAAUCAGAACUGCUGAUGUCAUAAUUGGCUUUGAGCAUGGAAGAGCGGUGGAAAGGGGAAAACACGAGGAGCUGAUGGAACGGAAAGGGGUUUAUUUCACACUGGUAACUUUGCAAAGCCAAGGGGACAAGGCACUCACUGACACGCCGGUGCAAACAGCUGAACCAAACCUUGAGAAAACGCAGUCUUUCGUCAGGGGAAGUUAUCGGGACAGCUUGAGAGCUUCCCUUCGACAGCGUUCCAGAUCUCAGUUGUCAAAUAUAGUACCAGACCACCCAAUGUCAGUUGCCCAGAACCAUUCAGAGCAUAUCUAUAGCACCCGGCAGUAUGAAGAAGAUGGCACUCCAUUUAAGAAGGAGCCAACUGCUGUAAAAGGGGAAGAAGUGAAGCCUGCUAAUGUGACCAGAAUUCUGAAAUACAAUGCCCCUGAAUGGCCUUACAUGCUGAUUGGAUCCCUUGGAGCAGGCUUCAACGGGGCGGUCAACCCACUCUAUGCCUUGCUUUUCAGCCAGAUUCUUGGAACCUUUUCUAUCCUGGAUGAAGAAGAACAAAGAUUACAGAUCAACAGCAUCUGCUUGCUCUUUGUAUUGGUUGGAGUUAUAUCAUUUUUUACACAGUUUUUACAGGGAUAUACAUUUGCCAAGUCUGGUGAGCUGCUUACAAGACGGCUAAGGAAGGUUGGCUUCGAGGCUAUGCUAGGGGAAGAAAUUGGUUGGUUCGAUGACCACAGGAACAGCCCUGGGGCUUUGACCACAAGACUAGCAACUGAUGCCUCUCAGGUUCAAGGGGCAACCGGCAGCCAGAUAGGAAUGAUUGUGAACUCUCUCACCAACAUCGGGGUGGCCAUUGUUAUUGCUUUCUACUUCAGUUGGAAGCUCAGCUUGGUCAUCAUGUGCUUCUUGCCAUUCUUGGCUUUAUCUGGCGUGGUGCAGUCUCAGAUGCUAACAGGGUUUGCCUCUCAGGACAAACAAGCAAUGGAAGCAACUGGGAAGAUUUCCAAUGAAGCGCUUGCAAACAUCAGGACGGUCGCUGGAAUUGGGAAGGAGAAAAAAUUUAUUGAAGCAUAUGAGAAAGAGCUGGAAGUCCCUUACAGAGCAGCAGUCAAAAAAGCAAAUGUUUAUGGAAUCUGCUUUGGCUUUGCACAGAGUGUUCUGUUUAUAGCCAAUUCAGUCUCCUAUCGGUAUGGAGGAUUUUUAGUUGACAAGGAAGGACUUCACUACAGCUAUGUGUUUAGGGUGAUUUCUGCUAUUGUGACCAGUGGAACUGCAUUAGGAAAAGCAUCCUCCUAUACGCCAAAUUAUGCCAAAGCAAAAAUAGCCGCAGCUCGCUUUUUCCAGCUGGUGGAUCGUGCUCCCCGAAUCAGUGUUUACAGCGAUGCUGGAGAAAAAUGGGAUAACUUUCGUGGAAGCAUUGAAUUCUUGAACUGCAAGUUCACAUAUCCCUCUCGUCCCAACGUUCAAGUGCUAAAUGGUCUUUCGGUGUCUGUGAAAUCUGGACAGACCCUUGCCUUUGUUGGAAGUAGUGGAUGUGGCAAAAGUACCAGUGUCCAACUUCUGGAACGUUUUUAUGACCCUGAGGAAGGAAGAGUGUUGAUAGAUGGACACGACAGCAAGAAAGUAAAUGUCCGCUUUCUGAGAUCUAAAAUUGGGAUAGUGUCCCAGGAACCUGUGCUGUUUGGCUGUAGCAUUGCUGACAAUAUAAAAUAUGGCGAUAACACCAGAGAGAUUUCUAUGGAAGAAGUGGUAGCAGCAGCUAAGAAGGCCCAGCUGCAUGAUUUCGUCAUAUCGCUUCCUGACCAAUACAAGACUAAUGUUGGCUCUCAGGGAUCGCUGCUCUCUCGUGGGCAAAAGCAGCGCAUUGCUAUCGCCCGAGCCAUUGUCCGAGAUCCCAAGAUCUUACUACUGGAUGAAGCAACAUCUGCGCUGGAUACCGAAAGUGAACAGACUGUGCAGGCUGCACUGGAUAAAGCUAGAGAAGGCCGAACGUGCAUCGUCAUAGCUCACCGCCUUUCUACCAUUCAGCAUUCUGAUAUCAUAGCUGUCAUGUCGCAAGGAGUGAUCGUUGAAAAGGGCACUCAUGAAGAACUAAUGGCCCAGGAAGGGGCAUACUACAAACUGGUUACCACUGGGGCACCUAUCAGCUGAGCUUUCACACUUACUCCACAACACAAUCAAUAUAAUUUACUUGGGGAUGUGAUAAGACCAAGGAUGAACAUGACAACAAUCUUUACGUUACACAUUCACUCUGCUAUUGCAAAUAUGCAGGAGAAAAUGCCACACACACACCCCAGCCUGCCUGCUUGCCAGCUUGUGACAUCAGUCAUUAAACUUGCUGUGGUACGAAGAAAGGCAACAUCUACUCAAACAGUGAUGCUGUUGGGAGAGUGCUCAGAACCUGUUUGCUUUUUAAUCAACUAAAGUUCUGCCGAAGUGGUUAUAUGUUUGGAUUAUUAAGCCACAUACCUGCGACACCAGUGAAGUCAACAACUGCAGAUCUUCCACUUGACACUCUGGGCAAACAGUGGCAUCCACUGGCAUGACCUUCUGUUACUCAUUGCACAGUUGUGAUCAUGGAAAUAUCUAAACGCAGGUGUCCACAUAUUUGCAAACACGAAGGAAGCAUUGUAAGGUGGCUGUGUGUGUAUCCAUCAAGAAAGACCGUCUUACCCAUGGCAUCUGUUCUGCACAUGUGGAGGUUCGGCUUGUUUCAGCAAGUUAUGAAAUUAUAUUCACCACCGGUCAAACAAGGGAGAUAUUGCGCACAAAAUCCAACACAGAUCUAUGUAUGGAUUUGCGUGCUGAUCCAUAUUGCAACCAUUCCAGCACACUGAACUGUCUGACAUAGGGAUGAACAGUUCCAUUGCAAACCGUUCAGUGCACAUGAAUAUAAAUGGAUCAGGCAGGGCAUGUGUUCCACCAGCAAGCUAUAGUUCCUGUUAGGGUAGCUUUCUCAUCAAAUGGAGAAAAAGUCAGCUGCAGUUUCUCCCUUGCUCGUUAAAAAGGCACCUGGAGCUGCCGCAAUGCCUUUCUCAAAACAAAGAACACUGAAAAAAAUGGCUAGGGGGUGCAGGAGGCUGUUCAUACUGAUGCUGCAGAAAGUGACAGAGAAAUUACCAUCAGUGCUGCUGAAUCAGGAAAAGAAAAUGCAGGAAAAGGCAAAUGCAGGCACACUACACUCAGUCCUUUGGGGUAGGGAAUGUUUGUUGUCAUGUGUUUGCAGAAGUGAACAACCAAUGCUAACUGAAUAUCUAAACUAGCUUUCCCCAGCCUCCAGCAACAGGCUGAUGGGAAUUGUAUCCAAAACCAGGUUUGGGGAGACUGGUAAGUAAAGAAUCUACACUGUAUGGAAGUGGAGAUACAGAAAGGAGAAUUUGUAUCACUACCUUCCUCCUAAUUUUACCACUUGGCUACCUAGCUACUUGUGUACGGACAUGUUUUCAUUAAAGCAAGGGGUGACAUUUUGGAUCUUUGCUAUCUUGUGUUUUCUGCUGACUAAAUAUUCUUUUUAAAAAGGACGGAAAGAAGAAACGGCAUCCAAAACCAUUAGGCUGAGUGAGGCAGGUGUCAUGAAAGGGCAGCAAAUUGUGGUUUAAUUUAUUGUUGUUGUUAUUAUUAUCUGGAAUCAGAUGUGCUACUCGGCAGUGAGGCGUAGUUCAGGUUGGGUGCAGGACAAGGCCGGCAGGGACCAGGCUGGAUGCCGCACAAGGCAAAAUCCAGGGUGGAUGCAAGGCUCGGGCUGUGCUAUAGCAACACAGAGCUCUGAUGUUGCUUCAGCAACAAACAAUUUGGGCCCUAUGCAUUGGAAGCAGCUGAAUCCCAAUGGUUAGCUCCGCCUGCACUGGAAGGUUAAGGGAGUUUCUUCAGUUAAAGUGGCCCCAACCUGCUCUUGUAGUCUCCUACUACAGUGGAGUGGGGGAGCCUCUGGUGGGAAUAUAAGAAGAGUUUUCUGGAUCAGGUCAAUGGCCCAUCUAGUCCAGCAUCGCGUUCUUAUAGCAGCCAACCAGAUACGUAUAAAAAGCCUGCAAGCAGGACUUGGGUGCAAUGUCAUCCUGCCCACCUCUGAUUCCUAGGAACUAGUAUUUAAAGGCAAUGGUCUCACUGGGGUUUCUGCAAUGGAGUCCCCCAAGUCCAAUCAUUCUCAAGCUGGAGGGGAACUUCCCCCUGGCUCAUCUGGUGGAAGCUGGCCCUGACUGCCUUCUCUGUUCUGGUUCGGAAUCCUCAGCCUCAUCCCCUGAAGAAGGGGAUUCUGUCUCCAGGGUCAUGAUGGCACCCGGAGGUGGAUUGCAUCCUCCUUGGUGUCCCUAACAGCUGCGUGCAGCCAAGUCACAGCUGUCUUUGACUGAUUGAAUGGGAAGAGCCAGGCCUAUAGAUGCCCAUAAAGGUAAAGGGACCCCUGACCCUUAGGCCCAGUCGCGGACGACUCUGGGGUUGCAAAGCUCAUCUCACUUUACAGGCCAAGGAAGCCGACGUUUGUCUGCUCCGUGGACAGUUUUUCUGGGUCAUGUGGCCAGCAUGAGUAAGCUGCUUCUGGCAAACCAGAGCAGCACACAGAAACGCUGUUUACCUUCCUGCCGGAGUGGUACCUAUUUAUCUACUUGCACUUUGACGUGCUUUCGAACUGCUAGGUUGGCAGGAGCUGGGACCGAACAAUGGGAGCUCACCCCGUCACGGGGAUUCGAACCGUCGACAUUCCGAUUGGCAAGCCCUAGGCUCUGUGGUUUAGACCACAGCGCCACCCGCAUCCCUAUAGAUGCCCAUACUUUCUACCUUUUCAUCUGGGCAGUUCAUGGGAUUUAUUAUGGGCUUUCCCCAUAAUAAUGUGGAAAGGGCAUUCAAACUAGGCAUCAAGCAGUGACUUAGCAGUAAGGCAGCUCAAACUGAUGAGUCUCAAACAAGGGUUAUCCAUCGUUAUAGAGGUGUGAUGUUCCAGAGCGUUGGGUUUUGUGUGUGUGUGUGUGUGUGUGUGUGUGUGUGUGUUUUUAAGGGUACUUGGUAACCCCAAAUCUUAAAUCAGAUUUGUGGAAAAGGCCUUUUUGUAAACGCAAUCUGUUAAUUUGGAAAUAUACAUGCUGCCAAAAAUAAAUCAAUUUAAAACUAGAUUUCCCUCAUGUAGCUGUUAGCAAUUUACAGAGAGGAAACCAUUAACAGGAAAUGAAUAAUUGGGAUUAGAGCUGGCUUGAUAUAAACGGUUCCCCCAAAUCCCCCUGGUCUGUGUUGGAACUUUUCAUGCAUUGCAAAUUAAGUUCACAAGGUGACAUUCUAGUAUCCUCCAGGCUUGUUAAGCAUUGGUGAUUGUCACUUAACAGGAGAAUGUCAGAAAUGUUUGUGAAAAUUA
Molecule: messenger RNA, 7424 nt
Organism: Zootoca vivipara (common lizard)
Lineage: Eukaryota; Metazoa; Chordata; Lepidosauria; Squamata; Lacertidae
Gene: ABCB11
Product: ATP binding cassette subfamily B member 11
Biological process (GO): oligopeptide export from mitochondrion
Cellular component (GO): mitochondrial inner membrane
Molecular function (GO): ATP binding; ATP hydrolysis activity; ABC-type oligopeptide transporter activity
Source: RefSeq, a predicted model, not a curated record